Molecule: messenger RNA, 3259 nt
Organism: Colletotrichum phormii
Lineage: Eukaryota; Fungi; Ascomycota; Sordariomycetes; Glomerellales; Glomerellaceae
Product: hydantoinase/oxoprolinase
Exons: 3
Coding region: 136-3129 (997 amino acids)
Biological process (GO): glutathione metabolic process
Cellular component (GO): cytosol
Molecular function (GO): 5-oxoprolinase (ATP-hydrolyzing) activity
Source: RefSeq, a predicted model, not a curated record
UUGCUUGGAGCAAAAGAGAUGGGCGCAACUUAUAUGAGACUCUGACAACAAAAUUCGUAUUGCUGAGAAAGUCGUGGAGCGGAAACAAGAAAACACCAACACUGUGAGGAGCCAAGCUGUGAUCUGACUACCAAAAUGGGAGAGAUGCCACCAGCACGGCGGACUGUACGGAUUGGUGUUGACGUUGGAGGAACAAACACGGAUGCCGUCGCAAUCGACUUGAGUCUCCAAAAUACCGCGGACCGCGGGGUCCUGGCACAUUUCAAAACUCCAACGACCCCAGACGCCAGUGCAGGCAUUGAGACCGCCGUAAGCACCGUUCUCGCCGCCGCCGGUCUGACCAACUCGCCAGAACGCAUCGCGAGCGUCACCAUCGGGACAACGCACUUUAUCAACGCAGUAAUUGAGCGCGAUGUUCGUCGCCUGCAGCGCGUCGGCGUCCUCCGACUGAGUAAAUCCUUCCUACGUGAAGUACCUGCUUUCGCCGAAUUUCCUCCGGACCUGGCAGCCGUGAUCCAGUCUUACGUGGGCAUCGUCGACGGCGGAUUACACAUUGACGGCUCGCAGGAGGCGCCGGUAGUGGAAUCUCAGGUCGUUGCUGAGUGCGUCAAGAUUCGCGAGAGUGGCGUCGGCGCCGUUGUUGUGUCUGGUGUAUACUCGCCCAUCGACGAAGUGUUUGGGCAAGAGGAAAAGGUUCGCAACAUCCUUCUCCGCGAAGUCCCUGGCGUGGAUGUCGUGUGCAGCAAAGAGGCUAGUGCGAGCAUCGGCUUCAUUGAGCGAGAGAAUGCCGCCAUCCUGAACGGUGCUAUCCUGCGCUAUGCAAGGAAGACUGUGAGCAGAUUCCGUCUUGCAAUGAAGAGGCUUAAUCUCUCUUGCCCUCUCUUCUUGACUCAGAACGAUGGCACAAUUCUGGACGCAGCGUCUGCGGCAAAGAUUCCGAUUAGGACCUUUUCGAGCGGUCCCACAAACUCGAUGCGCGGCGCGGCAUACCUCGCGGGCCUAGACACCGGCGGUGACAGCUCUGCAAUUGUGGUUGACAUUGGUGGAACUACAUCUGAUGUUGGCGUCCUACUUCCCUCAGGCAUGCCUCGACAAGCAUCGGCCUACGUUACGGUAGCUGGGGUGAGAGUCAACUACUCCAUGCCUCAUCUUCACUCUGUCGGUCUCGGCGGAGGUUCCAUCGUCAGACACGUUGAUGGCAAGGUCAAAGUUGGUCCCGAGUCUGUCGGACUCGAGCUGACCACACGUGCGCUUGUCUUUGGCGGAGACGUUUGCACGACAACAGAUAUUGCAGUCGCAGCUGGCAAAGCAGUCGUAGGUGCAACCGAGCACGCCGAGAGUCUCGACGCCACCUUUGUGGAAGAAGCAAUCCUCCGCAUCAAAGCACUGUUGGAAGGUGCCGUUGACGUUAUCAAGACUUCACCAGACCCCGUCCCGGUACUCCUCGUCGGUGGAGGCGCCAUUCUAUCACCAGAGAGCCUGAAAGGUGCCUCAAAGCUUGUUCGACCGCCGUUCCACGAUGUCGCCAACGCAGUUGGUGCUGCCAUUGCACGUGUCUGCGGCGCUGUUGAUAUCGUGCAGGGUACCACUCACCAGACAGAAGGGCAAGCCAUCGAGAACGCCAAGAAGAUGGCCGUUGAGCGCGCCAUUGCUGCUGGUGCGAUUCCGGAAAGUAUCAAGAUCGCCGAGAUCGAGACGAUGCCGCUACAAUACGUCGCCAACCAGAUCCGAACACUCGUCAAAGCCGUUGGCGACAUUGACCUCCACGCCAAACUGGAAGAGGUGGUCGAGGAGAACGAAGAAGAAGAUGGCGAGGAACAGGUUGAAGCGACCAAAGACUUGACGCGGGCUACCGUAGAAGAAGAGAAGAUUGAUCCAGCUAAGUAUAAGCCAGCCGUUCUUCGAAAUACGAGCGGCAUUUCAGAAUGGCACAUUACCGAAACUGACUUGGAGUACCUUGCCGAUGGCUGUUACGUGCUCGGGUGCGCAGGCGGCGGGAGCCCGGCAGCGUCGAAGAUCCAGCUCCGAAAUAUGCUCAGAGCAGGACACAAGAUGCGUGUUAUCGAGCCAUCCUCGCUGAAGGAUUCAGAUGUCAUCUACUGGGGUGGCCACAUGGGCUCGCCGGCUGUCUCCAUCGAACGACUGCAGUCGAUCGAGACGGUAGAUGCCUUCAAGGGCUUGAUGGAAUACCUUCGCCAUGACAAGUUCGACGCCGUGAUGGGUCUCGAGAUUGGUGGUGCCAACGGCCUCGAACCCUUCCUCAUUGGUUCAUCCCGGUUCUAUGACAGUCCAAUCAUUGACGGCGACUGGAUGGGCAGGGCAUACCCAACAUACUGGCAGACGACGCUGGCCGUGCAUGCUCCGCUAGAGUUGGUUCCGUGUGCGAUAGACUCUGGGGACGGCAAGACAAUCGUCAUGACCAGAGCGCCCAACGAUGAAAUUGUCGACCGUGCUCUGCGCGCUUCAUGCUCCGAGAUGGGUUCGCGCGUAGGCAUGGCAGCCAAGCCGACGACAAGCGACAGGGUCAAGAAAUUCGGCGUUCUCAACACUGUUUCUCUUGCAUGGCGGAUCGGGCGCUGUAUUGCGCUCUGCCAAGUGAUGAACACGAUGAGCACGGUCGCUGAGUCGAUCAUCAAAGAGGCAGGUGGCCUCGAGGCUGCCAAGGUCUUGUUCAGGGGCAAAGUUAUGAAGGUUGAGAGGCGCCUUUUCAAAGGCCACUCAUACGGUGAAGUACAUAUUGCCGCCUUUGAAAGUGGAGAUGAAGAUGAAGCUGCGAACAACAAGGAGAGGGUCGCUGCCGUUGCGCAAGGAGGCACGAUGAAGAUCCCUUUCAAGAACGAGAACAUUUUGGCAGAGCACACUGAUGAGGGCGGCAAGACUAGCAUAGUAGCUGCUGUGCCAGAUCUAAUUUCGAUCUUGGACAAUGAGUCGGGCAGAGCUCUCGGAGUGCCUGAGUUCAAGUAUGGAUAUAGAGUUACAGUCAUUGGCAUUACUUGCUCGCCGCGGUGGACGGAGACGCAAGCUGGUCUGGACAUUGGCGGACCAAGUGCUUUUGGUUACGACAUCGAGUACAAGCCGCUGGGAAAGUAUGUAGAGCCACGAAGUGUGCUGGAAGAAUACUCCAAUUAGGGUCGGGACGGGUACAUGUCAAAGAUAUCGAGAUCGUCUUUAAGCAGACAAAUAGAAUUAGAUUUGUGAGAUUGCGCUUGAACCCGCGCAGUAGGUAAAUAUCUGGACAACACCUCUAAGUGAUGAAAGA